Messenger RNA from Equus quagga, 1248 nucleotides. Its product is annotated as EGF-like and EMI domain-containing protein 1. The record is from RefSeq and is a predicted model, not a curated record. Gene Ontology annotation, molecular function: calcium ion binding. NCBI's taxonomy places the organism in Eukaryota, Metazoa, Chordata, Mammalia, Perissodactyla, Equidae.
AUGGACCCCUGCACAGGUGGGAACGGAUGUGCCCACAUAUGUCGGAGUGAGGAUGGAGUGGCCAGGUGUGCCUGUCACCCAGGCUACCAGCUGUCUGAAGACAAAAAGGCCUGUGGAGACAUAAUCGAGUGUGCUGAAGGGCUUGCUCACUGUGGCCAUCGUGGUGUGAACACAAUGCGAUCUUUCAAUCUUUCAUGUGCCUGCCACUCUAGCUUUGAACUGGGAGCUGAUGGAAAACAGUGUUACAAGGUUGAAUUGGAAAUUGUCAAUUGCUGUGAAAGGAACAAUGGUGGUUGUUCCCAUCACCGUGAACGUGUACUUGAUGGGCCCCGUUGUUCCUGUAACCAUGGACACCGGAGUGAUUCAAAUGAGAAUACAUGCAUAGACCUUGAUGAAUGUGAGAGUGGAGAAGCCUGCUGUGCUCAGCUCUGCAUCACCUUUUCUGGAGGCUACGAAUGCAGUUGUCAGAAGGGCUUUGGGAUCAGUUCUGAUGGUUGUGGAUGUGAUGCUUUAGAUGAUGAUGAGCUAGAUGAAGAAGAAGAGGAAUUGGAAGGCAUGAGGUGUCCAGGCCGUUUCAAGAGCCCACCUCAACUGCUUCAUGAUGUUGCUACCUCGCUGCCUCCCACCUACAAAGAUGAAGAAGAUGCGGAAGAAGAGGAAAAAGAAAUUCGAGGAGAACUCAACUGCUUUGUGCAAAUUUGUUUAGAUCAUAGCUUGGGACACGACUGCAGUUUGAGCUGUGAGGACUGCAUGCAUGGAGGUAGAUGCCAGGAAGGGAAGAGUGGAUGCUCCUGCCCCAUUGGCUGGGGUGGCAUUCUGUGUAAUGAAACCUGUCCCAAGGGGGCCUACAGAGCUGGCUGCUCUUCAGAAUGUCAGUGUGUGGAGGAGAUCACCCUGGAAUACAGUGCCAAAAAUGGCAGUUGCACCUGCAAAUCUGGUUACCAAGGCAACAGAUGCCAGAAAGAUGGCCUCUGGGGACCACAGUGCCAGUUCUCCUGUGGAUGCUGCAAGAAUGGAAGUCAGUGCAACAAAAAAUCUGGCAACUGUGAUUGUCUUCCUGGUUACAUGGGAAAGGCCUGUACCAUGGAUAAAUGCGUAUCCCUUACCAAUCUGGUUCUCAGCGGGCGGUCCAGCCUGAUGAAGUAUCAGCAAAAUGUCAGCUCCCACAGAGAAGUGCGACAGAGAGGCGACACUGAAGAAGUGACAGGCCUUUCAAAAAGCUAUUGUGCAAAUUCAGUUUUAAAAUAG